AUGUACCAUACACUCUUUCUUCUCGGCCUGUUGGCGUUGGCCUCCAGUUUACCUUGCGAUAACGCUGGAGCCAACCGUGAGCUGCUGCUUUCACUAAAUAAAGACCUUCUACGCUCUCUGGAGGGACAGGAAGGCCUUCCGAAUCCAAGUAUCCACUUGGCGUUACGGCUCUCAGACUUCCACAACCUUGUAAAAGAGGGGGAACACUUAACCCGACUGACAACUCAUUUACACAAUGAAAUUCAAAGCUUCCUCUCUGGCAACCAGCCGGUGGUUGGCCGCUUGGCAUUGUACGCUCUGGCCUUAAAGUCAUCUUGCUUUGACCUCAACACAGUGACCUUCACUGUAGGUGACAAGAGCGAGACGUUGCUGAUGCACCUCAAACAUCAGUUGGAACAAGAGAAGGAAUACAUUACAUUCAGCCAACGCCCUAGGACCAACUAUUACCAGUACUCGCUGGGUGUGCUCGCUCUGUGCGUUAGCGGCAUCAGGGUCGACAACCACGUUGUCAACAAACUCAUCCAGGCAGUUGAAAAUGAAAACUUUAAACAUGGAGACAUUGAGAGUAUUGAUACAUAUGCCAUGGCUGCAAUGGCCCUCCAGUGUGUGAAAAAUGCUGGUUGCGGUGGGACAAAAUCUAAUUGCAAUGUACACAACGCUGCCAAGCUUGACACAGCCUUGAGCAAGAUCAAACAGAAACUCUUGACGUCACAAAGAACUGAUGGUCAUAUUGGCAAUGAGUUCAGCACUGGCCUCGCAGUACAAGCUUUACUAGCAAUGGGCAGCCCAGUGUCUGAAUGCGCUGCCUCAAUGGAGGCCAUGAGAAGAGAUUCCAGAGGCAACAAAUACCACAACCCCAUGGCUAUAUCUCAGGUCCUUCCAGCUCUGCAGCAGAAAUCCUACUUGACAGUUCAAAGCAAGGACUGCCUCAAUGAAGAUGACACACUUGUUCUUGAGCCCACCGAUCCUGUGGUCAUUUUGCCCAGUAAAACCAAAGUGGCUGUGAUGGUAGAAGUGGUGACAUCCGCUGGGACAUCCACAGAUUACUCACUGGAUGUACCCAAGGGAAGCACUCUAUUGGAGGCCCUGGAGCUCCUCAAGGAAAAAAAUGUUGGCUUCACGUUUGAGAAGGAGUCAAGCCUGUGGGGGCCAUUCUUAAGUGUGGUGAAUGGAGAGCGAGCCAGACAGAGUGACCGUAGGUAUUGGCACCUCUCCUCUGAUGGCAUUGCUCUAACUGAAGGUAUCAGCGAUUUCAAAUUGGAAGCGGCUCAAAAGAUCACCCUAAAAAACACAAGCUAUUAA
Nerophis lumbriciformis (worm pipefish) is the source of this 1302-nucleotide messenger RNA. NCBI's taxonomy places the organism in Eukaryota, Metazoa, Chordata, Actinopteri, Syngnathiformes, Syngnathidae. The record is from RefSeq and is a predicted model, not a curated record.